AUGUCGUCGUUUAAAGACAUCAGGGAUUUUGUUUUUGUUGGAUAUGCCCACGACAUGUUUGAUGACGAAGAAUUCUGCCUUCUCUAUGACUUUUAUCAGUCGAAGAAUCCAGAUUUUCCUUACAACUCGUACGCGUCGUUCGAUUUGGGGGAAAUGGAUCCUGCUGAGUGUUAUACCAAGUUUCGAGUCGAGAAAUGGCACAUUCGCUUGCUGGCAGACAGGCUACAGAUUCCCCCAACAUUCCAGUGCCCACAGCGUUCCGUUUGCGAUGGCAUAGAAGGGCUAUGUAUGCUACUGAAGCGACUGGCUUACCCCUGUCGAUACAGUGAUGUGGUGCACAGAUUUGCAAGGCCAGUUCCGGUCUUAAGCAUGAUAACAAAUACUGUUCUCGAUUAUGUCUAUGACAGGCAUGGCCACAGACUAACUCAGUGGAACAAUCAAGUUAUGGACCCCAACCAUUUACAGCAAUAUGCAGACGUAAUUUCAGCUAAAGGCUCUCCCUUGGACAACUGUUUUGGUUUUGUCGAUGGCACGGUUCAACCAAUAAGUCGCCCAGGACAGCACCAGAGGGCUGUAUACAAUGGACACAGGAGAGUCCAUGCAUUAAAAUUUCAAUCUGUUGCUCUACCGAAUGGGUUAAUAGGAAACCUAUAUGGCCCAAUAGGUAAUAAUAAUUAUAAUAAUGUAUGGAAUUAUUUAUGCAUGGUAGUCACUUCAGUUUAAAAUUGUUAAUUAAAAAUAACCCUGAAAAAUAAAUAGAAAGAUGAAGAAAAUAAAAAAACUUAAGAUGGCAAAAAAUUCAAAAGCCGGUUCCUGAAAGGUGGAUCAACACUAUCCAGGGAUAAAUCUGUCUUAUUCCAGUCAUAACUUUGUCCUGGGAUAAAGUUAUGACUGGAAUAAGGCAGACUUAUCCCUGGAAUAGAGUCAUUCCACCUUUCAGGAACCGACCCCUGAAAAAAAGGUCAAAAAGGGUAAAAAUCAGGAAUCAAGUACUGAAAAAGUCCCAUCAAGAGGAGGUGAUUGAUCUCUUCAGAGAUAUAAUUUUGCAGAUUAGAAUACUGAAUGAAUUCUUUUGCAAAGAACUUAAAUUUCCAUCAGGUUCUCUACUGAGUAUGCACCACAAGGUCACAACCAUUGUCCACGCAUCUAAUUGUUUUCUAAACCUUUCAUUUUCAGAAGGUAGAAGACAUGAUGCAGCUAUGUUAGCUGAAUCAGGCUUGCUGCAAGAUCUCCAGCACCAUGCAGUUUCCCCCCAUGGCCACCUAAUGUGCUUAUAA
Porites lobata is the source of this 1277-nucleotide messenger RNA. The record is from the annotation of a GenBank genome assembly. NCBI's taxonomy places the organism in Eukaryota, Metazoa, Cnidaria, Anthozoa, Scleractinia, Poritidae.